Acanthaster planci (crown-of-thorns starfish) is the source of this 5809-nucleotide messenger RNA. Its product is annotated as phosphoenolpyruvate carboxykinase, cytosolic [GTP]-like. The record is from RefSeq and is a predicted model, not a curated record. Lineage: Eukaryota; Metazoa; Echinodermata; Asteroidea; Valvatida; Acanthasteridae. Gene Ontology annotation, biological process: response to starvation; cellular response to glucose stimulus; gluconeogenesis. Gene Ontology annotation, molecular function: GTP binding; phosphoenolpyruvate carboxykinase (GTP) activity; manganese ion binding. Gene Ontology annotation, cellular component: cytosol.
AAUUUACCCGUCAACGUUUCACAUACUUUCCUCGAGUUGCAUUGGAUGGCCUAAAUUCAGAUUUGGGUGGGUGAUAUUUAUUGUGGUCACUUUCGACAGAGUAAAGCGGUCGGCCUAUUGUGUGCGGAUUUUCGGGAUUGACGACUCGGUUGUCCGCAGACUAUCAGCUGUACCGCCGGCGCAACGUACGUCGUGAGGGCCAGGGGUAGUUGUUGCAACAUAUAGCACACUCAGCUGACCGGCUGAGAAAUUUAUUUGACUGACUUACGUUCUGUGAGUCUUUAUCAGUUUGAUUUGUUCAACUUGGAUCUGUCGAAACACCAACAUCAACAUGUCGUCAAUCCUACGCGGGUUUAUUAUACGUCAAGCGUAUAAUUUCAGCAAAACACUCGCCAGUAUGCCAGCUUGUAGUAUCAGCUCUCAAGCAGCUCCCCUCCCUAAGAUAGUCAACGGAAAACUUGAUGACCUCCAGCCUCAUGUUAGAGAAUACGUCUUAGAGAAGGCAGAGAUUUGCCAGCCAGAUAAUGUCUACAUCUGUGAUGGUUCCCAGGAAGAGAACAAAGCCCUCCUGACACAGAUGGAAAAGGAAGGCAUUGUCAAAAGACUUGCCAAAUAUGAGAACUGCUGGUUGGCAAGAACAGACCCUAAAGAUGUUGCCCGUGUGGAGAGCAAGACAGUUAUAUCAACUCCCUAUCAAAGAGAUACUGUCCCCAUCCCUAGAGAAGGGGUUGAAGGGACUGUAGGCAAGUGGAUAUCACCGGGAGACCUUCAGAAGGCAAUUGAUGAUCGCUUCCCUGGAUGUAUGAAGGGAAGAACCAUGUAUGUUGUACCAUUCAGCAUGGGACCCUAUGGAUCUCCACUCUCCAAGAUUGGUGUCGAGUUGACAGACUCUCCCUAUGUUGUAGCCAGUAUGCGUAUAAUGACUCGCAUGGGCAAGAAAGCUCUAGAUGUACUUGGUGAGGGAGACUUUGUCAAAUGUCUUCACUCAGUUGGUCAGCCACUACCCAUGACGACACCUCCAAUCAACAACUGGCCAUGCAACCCAGAGAAGACCAUCAUCUCACACAUCCCUGACAACAGAGAGAUCAUCUCCUUUGGCAGUGGCUAUGGUGGUAACUCACUUCUGGGCAAGAAGUGUUUUGCUUUACGUAUUGCUUCAAGAAUUGCCAAAGAUGAGGGCUGGUUGGCUGAACACAUGCUGAUCCUAGGACUGACUAAUCCACAAGGGGAGAAGAAGUACAUCGCUGCAUCUUUCCCAAGUGCCUGUGGUAAAACAAAUCUUGCCAUGAUCAUGCCAAGCUUACCAGGCUGGAAGGCGGAGUGCAUUGGUGAUGACAUCGCCUGGAUGAAGUUUGACAAAGAAGGGCGUCUGCGAGCUAUCAACCCUGAAUAUGGCUUCUUUGGUGUUGCACCAGGAACAUCCAGUAAAACCAAUCCCAAUGCCUUGGCAACGUGCAUGAAGAAUACAGUGUUUACCAACGUAGCGGAAACCAGUGAUGGAGGAUUCUAUUGGGAGGGUCUGGAGAAGGAGACAUCAAAGGAUGUAUCCAUCACCACUUGGCUGGGUAAGGAGAACUGGAGUAAAGAUAGCGGAGUACCAGCUGCUCAUCCUAACUCCAGAUUCUGUACACCUGCAUCACAAUGCCCUGUCAUUGAUCCAGCUUGGGAAGACCCGGAGGGGGUACCCAUUGAUGCCAUUCUGUUUGGCGGGAGAAGACCAAAAGGAGUCCCUCUUGUGUAUGAAGCAUUGAAUUGGCAACAUGGAGUCUUUGUAGGGGCUGCUAUGAGGUCAGAGGCUACUGCUGCUGCUGAGCACAAAGGCAAAGUUAUAAUGCAUGACCCGUUUGCAAUGCGACCCUUCUUUGGCUACAAUGUCGGCCAGUAUUUCCAGCAUUGGUUACAUUUCCAGCAUAAGCCAGGCCUUAAACUGCCCAAAAUCUUCCAUGUCAACUGGUUCCGCACCAGCGAGGAAGGCAAGUUCUUGUGGCCUGGUUUUGGUGAGAACAUCCGGGUGCUUGACUGGAUCCUGAAGCGGUGUAAUGGAGAAGAUAUCGCUAAGAAGUCAGCUAUUGGACUUGUUCCCAAGGAGGGUACUCUCAAUGUUCAUGGCUUGGACGUUGAACCAGAAGAUAUGUAUGAGCUCUUUCAUCUCCCAAAAGGUUUCUGGAUGGAGGAAGUCCAACAGAUUAGGAAAUACUUUGAUGAUCAAGUGAACGUGGACUUGCCUGAGGGUGUCAUGUCUGAAUUGAACUCAUUGGAAGAUCGUGUAAAAGCCAUGUAAAGUGGCCACGAACUCAUACCUCAGAGAGCUUCAUGUGUUGUGCUGCAUGAUGCAUUGUGUUUUAUCUGAAAUUGGGAUUCAAUCCUAGUGUUGAACAUAUUUGAAGUGUUGUAACUGCUAAGGUGGACCCAUACCGAAAAUAUUGUGAUUAGAUGAAAAAUACUGCUGGAAAUGAACUCAAAGCGCUCUUGAGAGGGAACCUAAAUGCCCAAAACAAAUUCAUCAUCAAAGUGUGGUGUUAGGCCAGCUUAGCUACUUCAGAAAUUGCCUCAAGCCUCCUAACUUUUUAAAAUCAAACUUUCAAAUUUCUUCAGAAUUUUAUGUUACCAGUCAACCAGAUAACUUACACAUAGACUUGCAGAAUCAAAGCUCAGAUUUACUUUAUUUUUAAUGACAACAAAGAACUUUAUUUUAAUUUUUCUAUAGCAUAGCAAAUAAUACUUUUCAAGUAUGGUAAGUUGAUUGAAAGAAUUGCAGCAGGAGUUUUAAAAAUUGAUAUUUAAACAAUAUCUGUACAUUUGUUUAUAUUUAUCCCAUAGUUUGAUUGUUGUUGCAAAAUGUUCUCUUGCGAGGUUUUGUAUGUAAGGAAGUGUAUGUGGUAUAUUCUGGACUGUACAUGUAUUUAUGUAGAAAUUAAUGUCCUUCAUAAGGACUUAGUAAUGUACUACUAAUCCCACUAAUCCAAUUUACUACAGUCUGCUCAAAUCUAACUGCUUGUGUUGGCAGCAUAUCACCAUAGCUAAGGCACUCUUACUUCAUGUAGGCCUUGAUGUAACAGAAAAAGUUUAAAGAGUAUACCCACGUAUUGUGCAAGGGUGGUUCGGGGGAAGUGGAGGCUAUGCCCACUAACAAAGCCACUAUAUUUUUUAAAUGAAAGGUUAAGUUUUCGCCUUUUUUGUUUCCCUUUCUCCUAAAAGCAUGUAAAAUGUCUCAAACUGUAGCCUCACCCCUCAGAAAGAUCAUGAAAGGAUUCAUCAAAAAAUCCAACUUGUUUGGGCCCCCAAAAAUCAAAUUUGGUGGAUUGGCCCUUGGUAUUGUACAGAGUUUGGUUGGCAUUGAUUCUGAAAGCUUCCUUGUAACAGUGCCCUAGGAACAAGGGUUGUCAUUACCUUAAAAUGUUUUGCCUUGUGUUUAAAAUACAGAGCACUAACUCUAGAAUGUUACUUGAUGUAAUUUAGCAAACAUGAACCUGAAAUUAAUGACCAGUCACUAAUUUUAGAUGGUUGGGCAUAUGCAAAUGCAAAGAAAAUGCAAGUUGGAGUAUAUGUAGUCUUGUAAAACCUCCUGUAAAUGGUUUUAACCUUUGGUGUUAAGUAUAACUGUGGUAUCCGGUUCGUAAGUGACUUCGUCACAAAGGCAGACGCACCCCAAUUUGCAGGCUCCCAUUGGACUAUCGUUGAAGUUCGCAUUAACUUCCCAUUCCAUGUAAACGGCGAUCAAUGCUUGUAACUGUGUGCAGUGCAUGUGCAGUGGGCGUGGUUUAAACUGAAGUGAAAUCACACUUACGAACCAAAUUAGGCUGUCAAGACCACACCUUUUUCAGCUGAGCUUGCACAUCGAUACAUCAAUAGAGACCAUAGGAAUUGAUGUGGAUGGAGUUACUUAAAAAACCCAUGUGUUUAUGCAAGAUUAUAUUGAUGUGAAAUGGACAUUGCUUACAGUGUGCAAGAUAAAAUAACCUCAUGAAGGUGUGACUUAACCAACUAGUUUUUCCAAGCCACAUAUGUAUCCCACAUGUAUACCCAUUUCUAAUGGUCCUGAAUAUCUGCAGUGCACGCACUGUAGCAUUAUAAAAUGUUCAGCUUGUGAAUAUAGUUCAAGUCAUGAAUGAGACUUUUUUGCAUAUUCAUGUGCAAGACCUUGCAAUGUUGGAGGUGUAGUCCAUGAUGGGUUCCCGCAAGACCAUCAGAAGCUGUUCAGUUACAAGUCAAGUUGUAAGCUAUUCAAAUGAAUUGUAACAUGUAUUCCUUUGACGGUUUAUACAUUGUUACUUGUGACUGUUUUAUGAAAGGAUUUGUGAGAAGACUUGUUAAAGAACUUUUGAUGGACAGCACGCUAUCAUUAUAGAAAAAUACUGAAACACUUUCUGACCUGUACAGCUACUUGUGUAUGCUACAAUUUAGUGCAUGGUGCACAAACAAAACAAUACAAAUAUCUUUAGAAAUGCGGUAUAAUAACUGUUACCAUUUUCUGUGGGUUAGAGGGAGUGAAAAAAAAUGGGGAAAAAAGGAAAGUAAAGCUUUGCUAAUAAACUGUUCAAUGGAAUAUUAUUAAGAACCAGACAUAAGGCGUACACAUUAAAUAAAAUUUUUGCAGGUAACCUGGUUUUACUCCUUUUCUCCGAUUAAUACCAGAAUGGUUUUCAUCUGUGAUUGGGAAUUGUUUUCUCAUUACCAUUUAAGCCUAAGAAUAUUGUACAUAUAAAUGCUUUCAUUUUACUGUCAUAUCAUAGAAGAUAAGGUUGACACUUUUGAAGAGUUUAUCAACACUUUGGAUUACGAUCACUUUUCUCUUCAAAAUUCAUUAAAUGCUCACUUGCGAAAAAGAAAUUGAGUUGAAUUAAGAAGAAAAACUGACCUUUGUCUUUGCACGUUGUCCUGCGCCUGCAGGUUGAAUGUUGUCUUAUUUUUUCUUGGUUUAUAUAACUGAACUUUUCAUUUCAAGAGGAAAUGGUUUUUCAGAUUGUAUUCUUAGCCGUUCGUGUUGUGAAAAGUGGAGACAUAGUGCGAAGGGUCCAAGAUAGUGAUUAAUCAUGUCUCAAGUCAAUCACAACCUUAUUACGCCUCACUGUCUUUAGUAAGGAGCUGUGGAAAUGAACAGUGACAAAGCCAUCUUUUACCAUUGUUUAUCUUUAUUAUUAUUUGGCAUUUGACUUGACCUGUUAAUAAUUCCAGUUGGUGAACCUCAUUAGAAUACUUAUGCAGUAUUCUGAACUGUAGUUGGAAUAUCCUUAAUAUCAACAAGCUAUAGUAAUGUAUCAUAUAUAAUACUUUUAUUUAGUUUGAAAGAUGAAUGCGCAAUCUUUCUUUCUUUUUUAUAAUGUAAAUGCCCCAAGUGCACUUGAAAUCUCUCUAUAGAUUGGAAUGUUGAAUUUUCCCCAAGAUUUUGCAUUUGGGCUGUAUUCUGUUUGUGAAAUUUCUGUUAGUUUUAUUAAUUAAUGUCCUGUUCAAAAGUGUCACGAUUGAAAAAUUUCAAAUGGCACUGUCUUCUUGAGUACGUUUCAUCUUUGUCAGUAUUGUUGAACAGUUAAAAGUAAUGUCAUUGGAACUAAAAUAACUAGAUGCAUAAAUAAAGUACGUCCAAUCGCCUCAUUCCCACAGAAUUAGUUAUAUAGUGCUUGUUAUAUAUUUUUUACACUUUGGGAUAAAGGCAAUAAAAUAACGUAUGGUUUUGGUUUUUUCUUUUCUUUUUGAUAGAUUUUUGUCCACGGUUGUUAUUGCUAUUCACUUUGCAACAACGUUGCGACGAAUUUUAUUUGAUGUUUUGUUGUAGACAGAAAUAAAGAUUAACUUACUCAAGUAUUUUAAA